Magallana angulata is the source of this 378-nucleotide messenger RNA. Its product is annotated as isonocardicin synthase-like. Lineage: Eukaryota; Metazoa; Mollusca; Bivalvia; Ostreida; Ostreidae. Bases 1 to 378 code for a protein of 125 amino acids. The transcript has a single exon. The record is from RefSeq and is a predicted model, not a curated record. Gene Ontology annotation, molecular function: S-adenosylmethionine-dependent methyltransferase activity.
AUGAAACAAGCACUACCCAAGUGUCACACGGUAGGCCAAGACAUUAGUCCUUACAUGGUUAACUUUGCAAAGAAACGCGUGGACGAAAUCUACUGUGGGAAUGCCGCAGAACCGAAAAUAGCUGACGGCACUGCGGACGUUGUCUUUGUGCGGUUCAUAAAUUCCGAGGUCUUAAAAGCCGUGGUAGCGAGGAAAAUGGUACACCCGCUUCUGAGGAGUUUGAAAAAGGGUGGCUACAUGGUUAUUUUUGGACACACUCCGGUUUUGGUAUCUGCCGCCGACCUGUUAAUGGACACCGGACUCAAAAUUGACCGCUGUAUAGGAGGAGACCCAAAAUGGGAUGGGGUGUUCCAAUAUUAUGUGUGUCAUAAAGUGUAG